Messenger RNA from Symbiodinium pilosum, 567 nucleotides. Lineage: Eukaryota; Dinophyceae; Suessiales; Symbiodiniaceae. The record is from the annotation of a GenBank genome assembly.
AUGGCACACGGCACCAAGCUGAGAGUCGUGUCUGGCUGUACUGGAUGCUCUGCAGAGGCAGCUGUGCUACAGGCAUUGGAUGUGCCGUUCAUUGUGGUUUCGGCUUCAGAGCAGAAUGCCGAGUACCGCAAGUUCUUCUUGCAGAACUACCCUGGGAAGUUCCAGCAUGUCUUUUGCAAGCUCGAGGAUCAGCUGAAGGAAGGUGCUUGCAGCCUUCACAACUGUGAAGCCACUUGUGUGUCUAGGUCGGACAGAAGCAACAUCGACCUCAUGAUAACAGGUAGCCCUUGCGACCCUUUCUCGCUACAGCGUGCAAAACGCUUCAGCCACGAUGGAGUCAAGUGCCACCCCGAUUUCCUCACGACAAUGAAGUCAGUAGUGUCUAUGUACAGCCUGUACGAGCCACGCGUAGCCAUACUGGAACAAGUCAAGGGAUUCACAAUGCCCUUUGAAGUCGGCACCACUGAGAGUCCAAUGGACAGGCUGGUGGGUGGGCGGGACUGGGGUGGAGGUAUGUCUAAGAGUCUACGCAACGUCCAAGAGUCCAAGCUAACGGGCUGCACUUAG